Molecule: messenger RNA, 1137 nt
Organism: Pelecanus crispus (Dalmatian pelican)
Lineage: Eukaryota; Metazoa; Chordata; Aves; Pelecaniformes; Pelecanidae
Source: RefSeq, a predicted model, not a curated record
UAUUAAUUGACUUCUUUCCUUUUUUUGUAGGGCUCAAAUGGUAUUUUAACAGACUUCCUGAGUUUCUACACAUUACCUUCAACAGUGAUGCACCAUCCUGUUCAUAAAAGCCUCAAAGCUGCCUAUUCCUUUUACAAUAUUCAUACAGAGACCCCCCUCUUGGACUUAAUGAAUGAUGCACUCAUUAUAGCUAAAUUGAAAGGAUUUGAUGUGUUCAAUGCACUAGACUUAAUGGAAAACAAAACAUUCCUGGAAAAACUCAAGUUUGGGAUUGGAGAUGGAAAUUUGCAGUAUUAUUUGUACAACUGGAGGUGUCCUGGCAUGGAAUCCGAAAAGGUUGGUCUUGUAUUACAAUGAGGACACUUACGUUUCUAGAACUCUGAGGUCAUCGUUUGAGUUAAUUUGAUCUCCAUAACUCUUGGAAUGGUAUUGUUCAAGAGGAGUAAAAGCACAACGUCAGUGAUACUGAAAUAGUCCAUUAAACCUGAACAAUGAAGACAUCCAUAUGUGACCAAAUUUAUGCAUUUUCAGAUAGAUCAGAAGGUCCAUGAAACUCUUUUAUUGUCCAUGAAAAGAAUAAAAGCACAUUCAUUUAAGUUUCAAAGCUUAGCUUGCACCUUGAUGAGAAGAAGGUAUUUUUUUUCCACUGUAGAAAAGACUGUUUUGUACAAACUGAACUUCAGUGGUGGAUUAGGGUACAAAAAUAUUUGCUAUUAUGUGGAUGAACUGCUGCAUUUCUAUUUAUUAAGUGGUGGUGUAUGUUUGUCAGUGUAACAGAAUGAAGGAUACAAACCUGAGUAUCUUUGCUUAUUUACUUCACGUGGAUAUCAUCAUUUGGGGGAAAAUCAUGAAGUAUGAUACGUUUGUAGCUCUAUGAAAGUCCUGGAUGUUUUUGUAACUGGAGCAGUAUGACAAUGUACUGGUUUAACUAGUGCAUUUAUUUCUCCAUAAGCAACGCUGCCAAAUCAAUAAAAAUACAGAUUUGUACUUUGAUCUUCAAUAGAUCAGUGGAUUGAUUUAACAGUAUCGCACUGUUUAGUGCAGGUGUUAUCUAUGUUGCCGGAAUGAUAAUACAUUACUGUACUUAAUUUACAGUUGUGGCACAAAACCUUAGUUUUUCCUCAGUAGAAUAACAUC